This is a messenger RNA of Argentina anserina (silverweed cinquefoil), 1780 nucleotides long. RefSeq names its product myosin-6-like. The record is from RefSeq and is a predicted model, not a curated record. The transcript has 13 exons. NCBI's taxonomy places the organism in Eukaryota, Viridiplantae, Streptophyta, Magnoliopsida, Rosales, Rosaceae. The coding region runs from base 752 to 1273 and encodes 173 amino acids.
UGGUGAAGAAUAUGGAUUGGAAGGAACUUUGCGGCAUUUGAACGAGUUGUAUUUUCAGGAAUCACAGGGUGGGACACCAGAGAAGGAAUCCAGCACAGAAGCUGAUAGCAAUUUGACGAGUUCUGUUGUCGAACGGCAAUAUGAGAGUGUUGAUGCUCUUAUCAACUGUGUUGUGGAAAAAUAAGAAAUCAGUGAGGGAAAGCCAGUUGCAGCUUUUACAAUCUACAAAUGUCUUCUCCAAUGUAAAUCUUUUGAGCCUGGAAGAACUAGUGUCUUUGAUCGUCUCAUACAGAUGAUUGAUUCAGAAAUUGAGCAAUGACCUCAUGGUUUACUGGUUAUCAAAUACUUCUGUAUUAUUAUUCUUGCUCCAGAAAAGUCUGAAGGCUAGGAAACCACCUCCAUCUCCCUAUGGGCGGAUGACUCCGUCCUUCCUCCUGAACAUCUUCCUGAAACUACAUCUCCCUAUGGGCGGAUGACCCCGGUUUUUCUCACAUCCCUUCCUUCUGCAAAUCAUCCUGAACCUGCCGAUGAGGGAGUGCGCCAAGUGGAAGCUAAGGUCCCUGCAUCACUUUUUAAGCAGCAGCUUGCAACCUAUGUGGAGAGAAUAUAUGGCAUACUUGGAGACAAUUUGAAAAAGGAGCUAUCAUCAUUUCUUUCUUUGUGUAGCCAGGCACGAAGAAGAGAAGAGGGUGUACCAAGAAGCUCAUUGGUAGAGGAUUAUUGAUAGCCUUAGCACGUUCCUUGAGAGAAAAUGUCGUGCCUCCUAUUCUUGUUAAGGAGAUUUACACAGACUUUCUCAUCAAUCAAUGUUCAGCUCUUUAAUAGUCUUCUUUUGUGCCGUGAAUGCUGUACAUUGAGAUAUGGGGAGUAUUUGAAUUCUGGAUUGGCUAAGUUGGAGCUAUGGUGCUGCCAAACUAAAGAAGAGUUUGCAGGCUCAUAUUGGGAUGAACUUAAGCGCAUAAGACAAGUUGUCAAUUUCCUGGUCAUUGAACGGAAGUACAUUAAUCUGUGUCCUAUCCUGAAUGUGCAGCAACUUUAUACAAUAUGCACUCUGUAUUUUGAUGACAGCUAUAAUAGCGGAAACUUAUCUUCUGAUGUAAUAUCCAGUAUGAGAGAACACAUGAUUGAGGAUGCUGACAAUGCUGUCAGCACCUCAUUGUUGUUGGAUGAUAAUUCUAGCAUCCAUUUCUCGGUCGAGACCUCUUUACUUCCGUACAAAAGAAGGAUUUCACUAAAAUGCUCCAAGCAUUGCAGCAGUGUCUGGCCACUUUAAAAACUACCGGGGUCAAACUAAGUUUUGGAGCAUACACAACCAGGCUAUAACCAUAAGAGCACUUGCAGUGAGUUGCUUGAGAUGAGUUAGAUCUCUUUUUGCAAAAUUGAUUUUUUUUUUUGGAAAUGUCUUUUUGCAAAAUUGAUAUGUAGACAUGUAGUACAUCUUUCUUGUUAGAAAACUAUACAAUUUUCCGGCUUGACAUUUUUUUCCUGCUUUAUAAAAGAAUAAUUCAUCAACAUACUUAAAGAGUAGAAGUGUAGGCGCGAUGGCUCUCUUGGCCUUUAGAAGAAGAGAGAAGAUGUGGCCGGCAACAACGACCAGACUUCGGCACUUCAGCCGUUCAGGAGAUUCUUAAUAGAUGAGCUUCAUUUCCGUACGUGUCUUGCUUCUUCAGAGUUGAGUGGUUAUGUUAGGAAAAUCAUGUUCAUUAUUACAUCAUGAGCUUCAAUUUGAACUUAUGGUAUGUUUAUUUUAAGCUUCUGGCUAUGGCAAAACUUUAUAUUG